AUGCGAAUCCCAGACGAUGUCUCCUCGUCGUCUUACAUAAUUGCUCCACUAAUAAGUAUCCAGAGAGCCUUCGAGGGCACCAUAGGCCGUACAUACAUACGUCAUCAUCGGCACCGUGUUGGGCCUGUCAUCUGUCAUCUGUGGGGGAUCAACAAGCGUAGCUUGCUAGCAUGUCACGGCCACUUCAGAUUUGUGGAGCAACCUGGCGCAGGGACCGUAGUCGAUCGGCCACACCCUGGCGAUCGGAGACUCGUAGUUGCGCCAGAAAUCUUGGUGGGAGAAAAGAAGAAAAAGAAAAGGAAAGAUUUGCGCGGCAAGGAGAGAAUUUGA
Molecule: messenger RNA, 330 nt
Organism: Histoplasma capsulatum G186AR
Lineage: Eukaryota; Fungi; Ascomycota; Eurotiomycetes; Onygenales; Ajellomycetaceae
Exons: 2
Coding region: 1-330 (109 amino acids)
Source: RefSeq, a predicted model, not a curated record